AGCGCGUAGCCUUAGAGCUGAAAACUCUGGCAAAAACCCCUGAAACUCUGCAAUUACUGUAGACAUGAAUUUCAAAAUACGGCGUGCUGCGAAGGAAGACUGCAAAGACAUAUCGAGGAUGAUAAUGGAUUUGGCGAUUUAUGAAAAGAUGCCUGACCAAGUGAAGAUUUCGCAUGAAGAGCUAGAGCGUGAUGGUUUCUGCCAGAACCCCUUCUUUGAAUGCCUCGUUGCAGAAGUACCGGAAGAGCAUAAGUCUAAUGAGGGAUUCACAGUCAUCGGGUACGCCCUUUACUUUUACACUUACAGUACAUGGAAGGGGCGGGCAGUAUAUUUGGAGGACCUGUAUGUGAUGUCAGAAUUCAGAGGAAAUGGCAUUGGUACAGCUUUAUUGAGCAAAGUUGCAGAGAUUGGAAAAAAGAAGCAGUGUGUGCGGCUGCAGUUGUCUGUGUUAAACUGGAACACUCCCUCUCGAGACUUUUAUGCUGCUAAAGGAGCUCAGGACCUCACUGUCACUGAAGGCUGGCACGCUAUCCGCUUUGAUGGACAGAACCUGGACAAUUUAGCAAAUGAAGCACCUAAAGAUUGACAAGAAAACUAUGCUGUUUACCUUUCUGUGCAAAAUGGUGCUUGUUUUAAAACGUUGUUGUUGUUUUUCUCCAUAAAACAGCCUUAAUUAUAUCUUGUGUGUGUCCUUGAUUUAACAAAUUAAUUUACAGGGGGCGAAGGAUGUGAAAUACACAUGAAUUUAGUAUUUUUGAUGUGAUACGGCUAUCCCUUUUGAUUUCUUCUUCUAUAGACUUGAAAUAGUAUCGCUCAAAGUCCCAUAAACACAGACCCCUGCUAAAGAAAACACUGAGUAGCAUAAAUCCAUGGUUCGGUACAUUUUUAUGUUUUCAUGUACGUUUCUGAGGAACUGAAAACCCAGUGGAUUACUUUCACUCUUACAGUGAUGCAGCUACUGUGACCAAUUAAGUAAUGAAAAGGAAGAGAUAUUGAAACAACCUGUUAAG
This is a messenger RNA of Pelmatolapia mariae (spotted tilapia), 1010 nucleotides long. RefSeq names its product spermidine/spermine N1-acetyltransferase family member 2b (gene sat2b). The transcript has 6 exons. Bases 65 to 586 code for a protein of 173 amino acids. NCBI's taxonomy places the organism in Eukaryota, Metazoa, Chordata, Actinopteri, Cichliformes, Cichlidae. The record is from RefSeq and is a predicted model, not a curated record. Gene Ontology annotation, molecular function: N-acetyltransferase activity.